AUGAAAAGAACCGGAAAUCCAAGAGUAAAUCCUGGAACAUUUUCCGAUCUUUUUGAAUCUACAGCUAAGGCAUCUUUACGUCGUGGACAAAUGGCGCGUUCUCCUCGCCGUCUUCCACCUUUAGAGCCUGAGCCAAGUAAUAGUUCCACAUCUACUGCAAAUUUACCUCAAGAACCAGAACAAUCAGUCGAUCAACAAAAUGCUGAAAUUCCAAUUCCUGAGGAGACAAAUUUCCCGAAUAUUUCAACUUACGAAAAUGCUCGUGCAGGAUUUGCACUUCAGUCUGACGAGCCACCGCCAGCUGAGCCACUUCCUCCGGGCCCAUAUGGAACAUCACCUCAAUCUAUCUUACCAAAAGUUCAAAUUCCGUUCAUUACUCCACCAGAUGUAACUCCUCGUUCCAUCGAAGUCGAACGACUUAAGCGUUUGUACCAAUCGAUGGAUAUCGCACAACUUCUUAGCGAUAGAGGAAUCAACUAUGCACAAGAAAUCAUGUUCGUUCCAAAUGAAUCAACAUUUAAACCAAUUUUCCAACUGUGGUCUUUCGAUGAUGAUUCAUUUGACUGCAGAACAGUCGAAAACUACCUCGAAAUCGGUAAGGAUGAGAACGGAAAACAAGCAGGAAUCCCUUGCCAUGUCUUUACAUCCAACGGACUUAAGUGGGCGGAUGCAAUUGCAUGGGAAUACAACUACGAUAAGCAUCUUUGGCGUGUAACAUUCCCAAAUCACGAACAAGAUGAAGAAUGGGUUCCAAGAUUGAGAUUAUUGUUCUAUGCGGAAGAUCCUCGCGUUUUUGCCGACCGUAUAGCUAACGCUGUUAAUGAGCGUCGUCGUGCAGAAUCAUGGAUCCGUUUCCGCUUCUACGUUGAGAACAUGUCGAACAAAGCAAUGCCAGAUAUUCCAGAGGAUGCAGUUAAAGCAAUUACAAAGAUGAUUCCAUCACCAAGAAUCAAGAUCGAGCUUCCUAUCGAGAAAUUUAUGGAAGAAGCUCAAAUCAACUACAAAUACGCUUUUAAUGUUCACUCAUUCAUGUCACAAAUGAAAAACGAUCCACUCUACGCUCGUACACUCGGCUUAUUCGAUCUCUCUAAAGAGGAAGAGCCAAAACCAAAGCAAUAUCAAACUACAAGCGAAUUUCAAAAGCAUCGUGAACAAUUUGCAUUCCAUUCACUCUAUACAAAGGAUUGCAUCUUUACAGCCCUCAUGAAGACAAGAGCUUCAUGCCUUGACGUUGCAAAUACAGAAUUAUUAGUUCUCCGUUCCAACAAGUCCUUCCACCUCGAAGAAUUCCAGCAGACACAAGCACAAAUCAUUUCUAAGACAAAGAGAUUCCUUACAGAAGACUGGGUUCCUCAAUUAGGUCGUGAACUCCGCGCCGCUCUCUCCAACGUUUCCAAGGGCUGGUUCAAUCUCGAGGAAACAGACAGAGAAGUCUACAACAUGUCCAAAUUCUCCAAUUUCAUGGUUUUGGUUUCAUGUAUGAUGAUAGAUGCAGCGAGAACAUGCGUUUUAAACAACUUCCAACGCUUCGAUGAUUUUAUUCAAGACCUUUCGCCUAAUAAUGUCGAUGUUAAAACACCUACAGAAGUUAUCGGAAAUUAUAAUAAAGAAUCUACAGGUGCAAUGAUCAUGCCGCUCUUCGAAAUCGAUAUGACCAUCGAAAACAACAACGAAAUUUGCUACGGUAUCGAUCCAAACCUCUUCCGUACCGCAUGCGUCCAAAUUUUCUCUUCCAUCGUCGAUUCUGUUCGUUCCAUUCCAAUCAUUGAACCACGUGUCCUCCCGGACAUGUUCAGAAAUGUCAAUUUGACACUUUCCACCAUCAAUGAUGACGAAAAAGAGCUUGUUGAGCACAGAGAAAGGGUUGUUAAGAGAAUUAACGAAGCCAUUGACUACUUACAGAAGUAUUUGGACACUUACAAGCAGUACAUUGAGUUCAUCCAACUCGAUACGAAUAAAUAUUCCGAACAACUUACAAAUGAUCAGCCAACAUUAGAUGAUUGCCGUAACAUCAUCAAGGAACAACAGAAAGCAAUCGAUGAAAUAUACGUAAAUGUUCCUAAACGUGAAAUCGUUGGCAUAUUUGCUGUAAACGUCACAACAGUACGUGCAUACUUGAUCCAGAAGCACCACAAACUCAUCAAGAUCAUCUUAGACUACGUUUCCAAGACAGCCAAAGGUCUUUUCAAGAAAUUCAGAGAAGAAUACAGAGUUAUUGAUUCAAAGAUCACUUCUCCUCCAACAAAAAUCGAAGAACUCGAUGCACAAAGGCAUUAUAUCGAGACUGUUCCUGGUCUUACAGAGAAAUUACAUGCCAGAGUCAUGGAUGCGAUGAGAUACUAUGAUUUCAUCGAUGAAUAUUAUCAUCCAAUCUCACAAGAUGAUUUCGAAUUGAAAUGGGAGUGUUUCGGACAUUCCAGACACUGUGCAUUCUUGAUCGAGAAGUCCAAAGCUAUUUUGGAAGGCUUCUUCAUCAAAUUCGAACAAGAUCUCGAAUCCGCACAAGAGAAAUUCGAAGGAGAUCUCGAUAAAUUAUCCAGAGAAGUAUCAGAAGUUUCCAAGUACACGGAUGUCAACAAUUCCGAGCAAUACGCAACAGAAAUCAGAAGAAUUGCAAAGGCAAUCGAAGCAGCCGAAGCAAAUGUCAAAACAUUCAAUUCCAGACAGACAAUUUUCGGCAAAGAACAAACGGAUUACACGAGAGUUAGUGAUUUACGCCGUACAUUCGAUCCAUUCUCUGUUCUCUGGUUGGCUGUUGAUCAGUGGAUUAAACUGAGAAACUCCAUCAAAGAGAAACCAAUUAUACAAUUGAAUGCUGAACAAAUCACUAAAGAUUUGCAGACAAUUUACCAGAGUCUCCACAAAUCAACGAAGAAUUUCAGAAACGGACCAACAUCAGUCCUCCAAAUUGCAACAGAACUCAAACAAGAAUGCAAUGAAAUGAAGGACCAUAUCCCUCUUCUUACUGCUCUUCUUAACCCUGGUAUGAAGCAGCGUCACUGGCAGAAAUUGUCAGAAGAAAUCGGAUUCGAGUUUGCCCUUGAUGAUGAAAUCACUUUGAACGAUGCAUUGGAACUCAAGUUAGAAGACAAGAUCGAUGUUGUUUCAGAAGUUGUCGGUGUUGCUUCCAAGGAAUAUUCCAUCGAAACAGCCCUCCAAAAGAUGUAUUCCGAAUGGGAAGAAGUUGUUUUGGACAUUUCUCCUUACAAAGACACAGGAACAUAUGUCCUCAAAGGAUCAGAUGAUAUCAUCCAGAAACUCGAUGAUGACAUGGUCAUGACAAACACAAUGGAAUUCUCUCCAUACAAGAAACCAUUCGAAGAACGUCUCAACCGUUGGGAAGCAACAUUGAAGUUGAUCACUUAUGUCAUCGAAGAAUGGUUGGAAUGCCAGAGAUCAUGGUUGGCUUUGGAACCAAUCUUCUCAUCUCCUGAUAUCAGAAAACAGUUGCCAACAGAAUCAGAAAGAUUCUCAACUGUCGAUAAGACAUGGAGAAAGAUUCUUGAUAACGCUUACAGAACACCACAAGCAUUGAAGUUCUGUCCAAGCGACAAACUCCUUGAAGAUUUCAAGCACAACAACAAACUCCUCGGCCAUGUUCAGAGAGGUUUGAAUGAUUACUUGGAAUCAAAACGUGUCGCAUUCCCAAGAUUCUAUUUCUUGUCAAACGACGAACUUCUUUCCAUCCUUUCACAAACAAAGGAUCCAACAGCUGUCCAGAGACACUUGAGAAGAUGUUUCGAAAAUAUUGGUUCUUUAACUUUCGAAAAAGAUCUAAAGAUGACAGAAAUGAACUCCUGCGAAAACGAAAAAGUUCCAUUCGUCAGAGGUAUCUAUCCAGAAGGAAAUGUCGAAAACUGGCUUCUUGAAGUCGAAGCAGACAUGAGAGAAACACUCAGAGACAUCAUGAAGAAAGCUGUCGAACAAUAUCCGAAAGUUCCAAGAACAGAAUGGGUUCUCAACUGGCCAUCACAAGUUGUUCUUGCAGGCGCUAUGAUCUAUUGGACAAAGCACGUAGAAGAAGCAAUCAAACGCCAUGCAGUUAAGGAAUUACUUGAUGCAUUAAAUGUCCAAAUGAUCGAACUCACUAAAUUGGUCAGAGUAACAACAGAUUUCUUGAACCUCAGAACAUUAUCUUGCUUGAUUGUUCUCGAUGUACACGCACACGAUGUCGUUGAGAAACUCGUUGAAGUCGGUGUUGAUUCUAUCGACGCAUUCGAGUGGAUGUCACAAUUAAGAUAUUAUUGGGAGAACGAUACUGUCUUAAUUAGAAUGAUGACAUACGAAGUCGAAUACGGUUACGAAUACCUCGGAAACACAAGUAGAUUGGUCAUCACUCCUUUGACAGAUAGAUGCUACUUGACACUUACUUCCGCCCUCCAAAUGAAUAUGGGUGGCGCUCCACAAGGACCUGCUGGAACAGGAAAGACAGAAACAACUAAGGAUCUCGCUAAGGCUGUCGCUUUCCAGUGCGUCGUUUACAACUGCUCUGAAACUGUCGACUAUUUGCAGAUGGGUGUCUUCUUGACAGGUUUGGCUUCUUGCGGUGCAUGGGCUUGCUUCGAUGAAUUCAACCGUAUUUACGUCGAAGUUCUCUCAGUUAUUGCACAGCAGAUCACAACAAUUCAGAACGCCAUUCAAGCAAAUCUUAAGGUGUUCAGAUUCGAGAACCGUGAUGUCAAGUUAUCUCCACGUUGCGCAGUUUUCAUCACAAUGAACCCAGGUUACGCAGGACGUACAGAACUUCCAGAUAACCUCAAAGCAUUGUUCAGACCAGUGGCUAUGAUGGUUCCUGAUUACAGAAUGAUUGCAGAAAUCAAGUUGUAUUCAUUCGGUUUCACAGAAGCUCGUCCUCUUUCCGAGAAGAUUGUCGCUACAUUCAGAUUAUCUUCCGAACAAUUAUCAGCACAGCGCCACUAUGAUUUCGGUAUGCGUGCUGUCAACACUGUCAUUCAGACAGCAGGUAACUUAAGGCGCCUGCAGCCUGACAUGCCAGAAGCACUCAUUGUCUUGAGAGCCAUCAAAGAUGUCAACGUUCCAAAGUUCUUAGUCAACGAUUUAGUUCUCUUCAACGAUAUCAUUUCCGAUUUGUUCCCAGGUGUCAAGGAGAGAACAUUAGACUACACAGCUUUGAUCGAUGCCAUCAAGACAUGUGCAAAGAAGAUGAAGCUCCAAGUCAACGAUCUUUUCAUCACAAAGAUCAGACAACUCCACGAAACAUUCGCCGUCAGAUGGGGUGUUAUGUUGGUCGGUCCAACAGGUGCUGGUAAGACACAAGUCUUCAAGACACUUGCCGCUGCUUGCACAUUGCUUAACCAGACUAACCAGACCUUCAAGAAGACACAUUACCACAUCCUUAACCCUAAGUCAAUCACUAUGGGUCAAUUGUUCGGUGAAUUCGAUAUGACAACACACGAAUGGACAAACGGUGUUCUUUCAGAGAUUAUCAAGCAAUGCUCUGAAGAUGAAACACCAGAUAACCAGUGGAUUGUCUUAGAUGGACCUGUCGAUGCUUUGUGGAUCGAAAACAUGAACACAGUUCUCGAUGAUAACAAGAAACUCUGCUUGUCAUCAUCAGCUGUUAUCAACUUCACAGACAGAAUGAUGAUGCUUUUCGAAGUCGAAGAUCUCGCUGUGGCUUCUCCAGCUACAGUUUCUCGUUGCGGUAUGGUUUUCAUGCAGCCAAACCCAGACAUGAAGUAUCUUUUGGAAUCAUGGGUAGAAAACCAACAUCCAGGAUUACAAAAGGCUUUGAUGGAAAUCUUGUCACCUUUGUACGACAAGUAUCUCGUUCCAGCACUUAAAUUCGUUAGAGAAAGACUGAAAGAACCAAUCAAGACAACAAACUCCAACUUGAUCCAGUCAUUGCUCAGAUUAUUCCAUGCCUUGAUCCAGCCAUUCUACUCUCCAGACCCAGUAGAUCCAAUCAAGGAUGAUGCAAUGGCAAAUAUCACUAAAUGGGCACCUCACUUCUUCUGGUUUGCCAUGAUCUGGUCAUUGGGAUGCACAACAGAUACAGAUGGCCGCAUCAUGUUCGAUGGAUUCGUCCGCCAGCAGCUCAGAACAACAUAUAUCCAGUUCCCAUCAGAAGGAUUGGUUUACGAUUACAAGUUCAACACAGCAAAUGACACAUGGGAGAAUUGGAUGGCCGGACAACCAGCAUAUCAUAUCUCUCCAGGCACAUCAUUCAACGAAAUUGUCGUUCCAACAAUUGAUAAUGUCAGACACACAUUCCUCAUCCAGACAUUGUUAACUGCUGGUUACAACUUCUUCUGCACUGGUCCAACAGGUACAGCGAAGUCCGUAACAAUCAACAGAUACAUGAUGUCUUCUCUUUCUCCAGAAACAUUCAUGCCUAUCUUCAUUUCAUUCUCCGCCCAAACAAACGCAAACCAGACACAAGAUAUCAUCGACGCAAAGUUCGAACGUCGUCUCAAAGGUGUCUACGGUCCAUUGGAUAGAAAGCGCGCUAUUAUCUUCUUCGAUGACGUCAACAUGCCAGCGAAAGAAGUCUACGGAGCACAGCCACCAAUCGAACUCCUCAGACAAUGGUUAGAUCACGGAGGAUGGUACGAUCGCAAGGCAUUAGAAUUCCACAAACUCGUUGAUUCACAGAUGAUUUGCGCUUGCGGACAUCCAGGUGGUGGCAGACAGCAUCUCACAGCCAGAUUCACAAGACAAUUCAACCUGUUCAACUUCCCAGAAAUGCAGGAUGAAUCCCUCCAAAUGAUCUUCAAGACAAUGUUGGAUUCUUAUCUGACAAUCUUCGACAGAUCAAUCCAGGCUGUUGCAAUUUCUAUUGCAGAUGCAACAAUCUCCAUUUACAACACUGUCAGACGCACAAUGCUUCCAAUUCCUUCAAAGUCCCAUUACACAUUCAACCUUCGUGAUGUUUCUAAAGUUAUCCAAGGUGUCAUGUCACUUCACAAAGCACACAUUGACACAGAUAGAGACAUCAUCGCUGUCUGGGCACACGAAUGCACAAGAGUUUUCGCAGACAGACUCGUUGACAAGCUCGAUCUCGAUGCGUUCUCUGAGUUGUUGAAUAAGGAAUUGCAAGGAAGAUUCAAGGUAUCAAUGGAUGAUCUCAAGAAGACAAAGAACUUGUUGUAUUGCGACUUCUUCGAAGAAACAAACGAACAGAAGCCAUACGUACAAGUUACUGAUGAAAAGAAGCUUGAAACAAUCCUUAACAACGCUAUGGCUGAUUAUGAUGAAAUCGCCACAAAGAAGUUAGGAUUAGUCCUCUUCCCAGAUGCCAUUGAACACGUCAUCAGAAUCUCCAGAAUCAUUCGUCAGCCAUCAGGACACGCUUUACUUCUCGGUGUCGGUGGCUCUGGUCGUCAAUCAUUGACACGUUUGGCCUGCCAUCUUUCCGAGUACACAAUCAUCCAGCCAGAAAUCACAAAGACAUACGGCACAAACGAAUGGCUCGCUGAUAUCAGAACAGUCAUGAAGAGCGCUGGUUACGAAGAGAAACCAACUGUUUUCUUGGUAUCUGAUGCACAGAUUGUCAAGGAGUCAUUCCUUGAAGAUCUCAACAACCUUCUCAACUCCGGUGAUGUUCCAAACAUCUUCCCACCAGAAGAUAUCGAAGAAAUCAUCGAAAAGAUCCGUCCAAUUGCCCAGCAAAAGGACAUCCAGCUUUCAAAGCCUUCAAUUUAUAACUUGUUCAUUCAGAGAGUCAAAUCUGCACUCCACAUCGUCAUUGCUUUGUCUCCAAUUGGUGAAGCCUUCAGAAGAAGACUGCGUAUGUUCCCAUCCUUGGUUACAUGCACAUCAAUUGAUUGGUUCUCUGAUUGGUCAAAGGACGCUUUGUUCUCUGUCGCUCAAGAGUUCUUCGCAGACACAUUCCCGAACGAGAAACUCCAGGAAGUCUGCUCAAACUUCUGCGUUACAGCACAUACAUCUGUCGUAGAAAUGUCCAAGGAACUCUUCCAGCACGAGAAACGCCAUAACUACGUAACUCCAACAUCAUUCUUGGAUUUCGUUCAACUUGUCAACAGAAUUCAGACAGAAAAGAUGAAAGAAAUCUCCAAGAUCAAACAGUCCAUGGAAACAGGUCUUUCCGCUUUGCAAGUUGCUAACUCAUCAGUCAAGGACUUACAGGAGAAGAUCAUUGCUUUGCAGCCAACUUUGGAUCAGCUCAUCAAAGAUGCUGAUGCAAGUAAAGUUGAAAUUGCAGCUGAAGAAGAAAAGACAAACGAAGUUAGAGCUAAAGUCGAAGCAGAAACUAAAGUCGCUGAAGCAAAGAAGGCAGAAACACAAGAACUCAAAGAUGCUGCUGAGAAAGAUCUCGCUGAAAUCAUGCCUGUUCUUGAAAAGGCUCAAGAAGGUGUCAAAGGUCUUUCAUCAAAGGCUAUUUCUACUGUCAGAUCAUACACAAAUCCACCACCAGCUGUCAGAGAUGUCAUGAAAGGUGUUUGCAUCUUGUUAAGACAGCACGUCAUCACAGAACCAGGUAAAUUACCUGGUGAGGUCGUUGAGAACUGGUGGGGCACUUCACAGAAGGUCCUUGCCGAUCCUCGUUUCAGAAACAGACUCGAGAAGUUCACUGAAGAAGAAAAAGACAAUAUUCCAGAUUCUGUCAUCCAGAAACUUUUGCCACUUUACAAGUCAGAAAACUGGUCACCAGAAAAAGCCGGUGCUUGCGGUGAAGCCACAUUAUCAUUGUUCAACUGGGUUGUUGCCAUGGGACAAUACCACGAUGCAAGAAAGGCAGUUCUUCCUAAAGAAGAAGCCCUCAAACAAGCUCAGUCACAACUUGAUGUCGCUCAGAAAGCUCUCGAUGAAUCAUUGGCCAAACUCAAAGCAGCCGAAGACAAGAUUGCCAAGCUGAGAGAUGACUUCCAGCAGGUCGUUUCGAAGAAGGAUGACUUGCUCCAGCAGCAGGAAGAGUGCAAGUCAAAGCUCAGCCGUGCAGAAACAUUGAUCAACAACCUUUCCGGUGAAAAGGGACGUUGGGAAGCAACAUUGAACUCCGUCAUCGAACAAGAGAAGAACUUGACAGGUGAUGUUUUAGUUGCUGCUGCAGGUGUUGCUUACUCUGGACCGUUCCCAAGCGAGUACAGAGCAAGAUUACUCAGAACAUGGAUUGACUUCCUCUCCAAGAACAACAUCACAACAUCUCCAGGAUCUUCAAUCAUCCAGACACUUCAAGAUCCAGUCGAAGUUCUCAAGUGGAACUUGAGCGGUUUGCCAAGAGAUAACAUGAGCCUUGAAAACACAAUCAUCAUGUCAAAGUCAAGGAGAUACUCUCUCUGUAUCGAUCCACAAGGCCAGGCAAACAGAUUCAUCAGAAACUUGAACAAAGAUAACCAAAUGGAAAUCGUCAAAUUAACUGAUGAUAACUUGGUCAGAUCAAUCGAAAACUCUAUCAGAUUUGGCCGACCACUUUUAAUUGAAAACGUUCCAGAAGAGUUAGAUCCAAUCUUAGAUCCAGUUCUCCAGAACCAAGUCUACAAACAGAGUGGUGCUGAUGUCAUCAAGAUCGGUGAUACAGUCAUUCCUUACAACAGAGGUUUCAGACUGUACAUCACAACACAGCUUCCAAAUCCACACUUUUCUCCAGAGUUAUCAGCCAAGGUUUGCCUUCUUGAUUUCACUUGCACACCAAGUGGUUUAGAAGAGCAGUUGCUUGCUUUGGUUGUCGCCAAGGAAAGACCAGAACUCGAAGAAAUGAAGAACAACUUGGUUAUUCAGAACUCAAAGAACCAGAAGAAGUUACUCGAAAUCCGUGCGAAGAUGUUGGAUUGCCUCGAAAAGACAGAGCCAUCUAAACUCCUUGAUGAUAUCGAGAUCAUUACAACACUCACAGAAUCAAACACAAUGUCACAAACAAUCCAACAACAAGUUAAAGAAGCCGAAGAAACAGAAAGAACAAUUGAUACAUCAAGACAAACAUACAGACAAGUUGCUUUCCGUGGUUCUCUUCUCUUCUUCUGCAUUUCAACAUUGUUCUAUGUUGAUCCAAUGUACCAGUACUCAUUGGCAUGGUACAUUUCCUUCUUCUCUUUGUGCAUUGAUCAAACACCUGCAUCUGAUGUUUUAGAAACAAGAUUGUCACUUCUUAUUGACACAUCCACGAAGAACUUCUACAACAACAUCUGCAGAUCAUUGUUCGAAAGACACAAGAGAAUGUUCGCAUUCCUUUUGUGCUACAGAAUCAUGCAGGGCGCAAACGAAAUCGACUCAAGAGAGUUGAGAUUCUUAAUCGCAGGUCCAAUCAGACAAAUCGAAGAAGGAGAGAAUCCAGCACCGAAAUGGCUCACUUCCAAGUCAUGGUACGAAGUUAAGUCAUUAGAUACAUUGCCAAACUUCAAAGGAUUCAGAGAAUCAUUUGUCCAAGACAUCGACAUUUGGAAAUCAAUCUUCGAUUCUCCAGAUGCUUCAAGAUGCAAGUUCCCAGGCGAAUGGGAAGUCAAACUCACAUUAUUCCAGCGUCUUUUGGUUCUCAGAGUUCUUAGACCAGACUCAAUGGGUAACGCCAUUCAAGAUCUGAUCCAGAAGCGUCUUGGCGAUGCAUUCCUUGAAUCACCACAGUUCGAUAUCAGUUCAUCCUUCGAUGAUUCAACAGUCACCGCUCCACUUAUCUUCGUACUUUCAGUUGGUGCUGAUCCUGCUUCAGAUUUAGUCAAAUUCGCUGAGAAGAAGAACUUCAGCAAGAAGUUGUCAUCAAUGUCACUCGGCCAAGGCCAAGGUGAAUACGCCGAACAGAGAUUGACAGAGGCCAUGGAUAGAGGACAUUGGUUACUUCUCCAGAACUGCCACCUCGCUGUUUCCUGGCUUCCAAGAUUAGAAAUUUUGAUCGAAAAGAUCAAACCAGAAGAAGUCAACAGAGACUUCAGAUUGUGGCUCACAUCAAUGCCAUCAGCAGACUUCCCAGUUUCAAUUCUCCAGAGAGGUAUCAAGAUGACAAACGAGCCUCCAAAGGGCAUCAAGCAGAACUUGCUCAGAUCAAUGAUGCAGUACGAUGACAAGACACUCAACGACUGCGCCAAACCAUUUGAGUACCACAAGCUCAUCUAUUCUCUCUGCUUCUUCCACGCAUUGACACUCGAAAGAAGGAAGUACGGACCGCUCGGUUUCAACCAGAUUUACGACUGGACAACUGGCGAUUUGGAGAUUUCCCAGAAGCAGCUCAAGAUGUUCUUAGAUCUCUACGACCAAGUUCCUUACAAGGUUUUGACCUAUUUGACCGGCGAAAUCAACUACGGUGGUCGUGUUACAGAUGACUGGGAUCGCCGCACAUUGUUAUCCAUUUUGGACGAUUUCUACAACCCAGAUGUCAUAUCAGAUACAUACAAGUUCACAGAAAAUCCAAGAUACACAAGCCUUCCUGAGCAAUCCCACAAGAUGUACAUUGCUUCCAUCAGAGAAUAUCCAAUCAACGAUUCUCCAGACAUCUUCGGAUUGCACGCAAACGCUGAAGUUUCCUAUCAGCAGUCAGAAACAUUCACAAUGUUCAACAACUUGUUGCUCCUCCAGGCAAGAACAGGAGGCGGCGGAAGUGGCCAAACAAGAGAAGAAGUCAUCAACGGACUCGCAACAGAUCUUCUUCGCGAAGUUCCUGAUGUAUUCGACAUGCCAGCAAUCCAGCAGAAAUAUCCAAUUAAAUACGAAGAUUCAAUGAACACUGUUUUGGUCCAACAGUGCGAAAUGUACAACAAACUCAUCACCAUUUGCAAGACAUCAUUGAGAGAUAUCAUCAACGCUCUCAAGGGCAUUGUCGUCAUGUCAGGAGAACUCGAAGCAAUGGGUGAUUCUAUGUUCGAUAACCAUGUUCCAACAAUGUGGAGUGACCAAGGUUAUCCAUCUACAAAGCCACUUUCUGGAUGGAUGCAAGACCUCAAGAAGAGAGUCAAGUUCCUCCAGGAUUGGGUAGAACGUGGCCCACCAACUGUAUUCUGGAUCUCAGGAUUCUUCAUGCAGCAGGCCUUCUUGACAGGCAUCAAGCAGAACUGCGCAAGAAAGAACCAGAUCGGUGUCGAUACAAUUUCAUUCGGAUUCGAAGUCAUGGAUACUGAGAAUCCUCCACCAAGAAAGGACGAAGGAGUCUACAUCACAGGUUUGUUCAUCGAAGGAGCUUCUUGGGAUCCAGUCAAGAAGGUUCUCGCUGAUCCAAGACCAAAGGAGUUGUUCCAGGCAAUGCCACCAAUUGUCCUCAAACCAAUCGGAAACAGAAAGAAACCAACAACAGGAAUCUACGAGUGCCCUGUUUACAAGGUCGGAACAAGAAAGGGAACUCUUUCUACAACUGGCCACUCUACAAACUAUGUCUUAACAAUCGAGUUGCCAUCUGAUAAACCACAAUCAUUCUGGAUCAAACGUGGUGUCGCUAUGAUUUGCUCACUUUCAUAUUAA
Messenger RNA from Trichomonas vaginalis G3, 12363 nucleotides. Its product is annotated as dynein light chain binding. Gene Ontology annotation, cellular component: dynein complex. The transcript has a single exon. NCBI's taxonomy places the organism in Eukaryota, Parabasalia, Trichomonadida, Trichomonadidae. The record is from RefSeq and is a predicted model, not a curated record. Gene Ontology annotation, molecular function: minus-end-directed microtubule motor activity; ATP binding; dynein intermediate chain binding. Gene Ontology annotation, biological process: microtubule-based movement. Bases 1 to 12363 code for a protein of 4120 amino acids.